Messenger RNA from Paramecium octaurelia, 2367 nucleotides. NCBI's taxonomy places the organism in Eukaryota, Ciliophora, Oligohymenophorea, Peniculida, Parameciidae. The record is from the annotation of a GenBank genome assembly.
AUGGAGAAAUUAGGCAAUCUUUUUGAAUUCUUUGUCACUGCUGGGAUCAAGACUAAUGAUCAAGGUAAUCAUAAGUCAUCAACCUAUCUAUAGAUGUGAUUCUGUAAUCAUGCACUACUUCAAAUAAGAAGGAUCUUGCCAUACUAACGAUAUUCCCAAAUCCAGUGGAACGAAAGAUGAACCAUGUUUUAGCAGAUAUCGCCUUGGUAAGUUGAUGUGAAUUAUAAUCAUUUAGUGGUGCUUCCCCUUGGGAGUGAAGACCAUCAAAGAGGGCGACAACAGAUUUAAUAAAAUAGAAGAAUAUUUCAAAGAGGAUGACAUUCAGGCAUCCACAAACGAGAUCAAUUACUUUGUUAUCAAUGAUUUUAAAUAGCACAUCAAGUUUUACUGCACUUCAGCUUGCUUCUACGAAAAGAUGUUCUUGUUAAUGCCCCCCAAUGACAAACUGAUGUAGGUCUUUGUGCCUAAGGCUUUCUGUGUCAUAUCUCGAUACCCUGCCUUCAUCACUCAAAGGAGUUUUUUGCUGCAAUUGCUCAAAAUCCAGAAGCUGCGUCUCUCACAAAACAGGGAAAGAGAUAAAAUAAUUACUAUCAAAAGAGGACAACAGGAAUAUUAAAUUGAAGAAAUCAAACUCUAUGACUUUUAUAUUCGAACAGCACUUACUUAAUGUCCUAUCGUAUAGGAUAAGUAUUUGUAUUUCAAUAAAUAGCAAGCGUAGAGUAUAGGUUAAAGUUCAGCAGUUCUGAGAUCUGGAUGAACUACUAUGUCUCCAACUCACAUUUAACAACUCACUUUUCUAUUUUUAAGCUGUCAAACAACCUCUUCGAUGUUCUGAUCUUCAACUAACCCAUCUUUAACUUAUACAAGUUACUUUUAUACAUGAUGCUUGAGUAUCAGAUUAUAAUAGUGUCUCGUAAACCAGCAGGCAUCACAUUAUUUUGUCAAUCCUUAGUGGAAUUGCUUGCUCCAUUGCAAUGGCGUGGUCUCUUUAUUCCAUUUCUGAGACCUGGAUCAUUUGAUUUUCAUAAAUCCCAACUACCCUACAUCAUUGGUUUGGAUAGAAAUCUCUAUGAAAUAGUAAGUAAACUCAUCUAAAUUAGUCUGAAAAACCAUUGCCCAAAGAACUAAAACGAGUUAUUUAUGAUAUUGACGAUGGACGCAUUCUUUCAAGAUCAGAUGAUCCCAAAUGUCCUAAAUAAUAUCAAAAUUACUUCAUUCGAAAAAUGAAUACUGUUUUUGCAGAACUUAAAUUCUAUGAGAAUGUAAGAAUAAUGAAGUAUCAUAUAGGAAAUCUUUGAAGAAGGCAUUAUGAAAUAUCGAUAAGCAUUCUACAAUUUCAAGUUACUAAUGUUAAAUGACAUCUAUAAGUACUUCAGUACUGAUACAUCAAACUAGAAAUCAGAGAAAAAGAUUGUUAUGUUUGAUUAUAAGAAAUUUCUUAAUUCUUUUGAAAGUUAGGAUCAACUCUUUUUCUUGCAAUUUCUUAAAACCUUAUCAUUUCAAUAAUUUGUAAAGGAUCUCUAUAAGGUUAUGGAAUAUAGAGAAGAAUUCAUUAAAAACAACAUCCAAAAUGUAGAGUACUAUUUCAGUAGUGUGCUGCAAUUCUUUGACGAUGUAAGAUUUCUCAGUAUACGUUUUGGAGAAUAAACCCUUGAUGACAAGUUAGUCAUUUUAGAAAAUUUGCAGAAUAAUUAUAUCAAAGCAGUUCUUGAAAGGAAAAAUGAAUCCAGUAAUUAUAAAGUAGUAGAAAUGAAAACAACUGAUUUCAUUCCUGAAUAUUUGGAGCAUCUUAAAAAUAGCAGUCUCAAUCUUAGUAUGGAAAUGCAAGCCUUAGCCAAAUUCAUUUAGACAGCUCCCCAAUAGGAAGAAAUUGUUGUUGAAUAAUAAUAAAGAAUAGUUUAACAAGGUGGACCAGACAUGCAUCAAUCGGAAGAACAAGAUAACAUCUCCUAAGAAUCCUCUAAGAUUCAGUCAGAUAAAUCAGAUCAACAUAGUUAAUUUCACCAUUCAUUACCUCCAUAAGAAAAGGUUAAUUGGGAAUUGCAAACUAUAGCUGUAAGCAAUGCUUCGGAAUAUAGAAAAUAAUAUUAAAUUAAACAUCUAAAUCUAAUUAGUAAAAGGAAUACUUUUAGAAAAAAGAAUUUACUAGAAAAUGAAGAGGAAGAAGAACAAAUGCAAUUGAAUCAAAACACAAAUACGAACAACUUCAUUGUGACCAAUAUUGCAGAUAAAAAUAUGCUGAGUCUGCCUGUCAAAGAUAAUUAAUCAAUGGCAGCUAGAUCCUAUUUUAACAAGAGUAUGGUUCCUUUAAUUGGAGAUUACGGAAAUGCUGAGAUUAUGGUACCUAAUUAAGAUAACAUGAUUUGA